AAAAGUGUGGCAAACUGAUAAACGUUUUCGUCAAAAUGACGGCCCAGACAACGGUAACGUAUCAAAAGUUCGGAGAACCGGCAACGAAUGAUUCCCCGCCCCAAAGACAACCGUCGUGCGCCGUUUUGGUGGUCGUAGUGCUUUUGGCUCUGACGAUGCUGUCUUUCACGCUGUUCCUAACACUUGGGCCCAUUUUGGGACUCUACUCGGCACCAUACUUCACGGCGUUUGACAAAGACGAUCCGCCACCGCACACGGAAUACGCUCGAAUGGCCCGCUAUCUCGUCCAUAAGGCCGAAUGGGUAUCGAUGGGCACCCUCUCAACGGUGGAAGAAAUCAAAGGUUACCCGAUGGUCAACAUCAUCUCGGUCGCAGACAGUGAACGAGGGCAAAAAUCGACCGGCGUAAUGUACUUCUACCUUACCAUGCUCGACUACACGGCGCAGGAUCUGGACAAGGACAAUCGGCUGACGGUGAUGAUUUCGAUGGAUGAAGAUUUGGCUUGCACCAAGCAAGGUGUCGAUCCGAUGGAACCUACGUGCGGGCGGCUCAUGAUCUCGGGAAAAGUAGUCAAAAUUGAUCCAUCGUCGGACGAGUUUAAGUUUGGCAAAGCGGCUAUGUACAGCCGUCAUCCGGCAGCGAAAAUAUGGACCAACACGCACAAUUUCUUCCUCUGCAAGAUGGACAUCGUGCAAAUUGCCGUACUUGACUAUUACGGUGGACCGCACUACGUUACCGUGGAAGAUUACAUGGCAGCGGACCCUGAUAAGAAGACAGAUGUCGCAAACAAGAGACGCAUUCCGGCUCGUUUCACAUCCGAAGAGCUGGAUUAUUGACUAAUUCGUGUACGUACAAGUGGAACAAGUGGACCUGUUAAAACAAUUCAAAAUUCCAUUCGCGAGCUCAGGAAAGUUUUAUGAAACAGAUAAUACAAUCCGAGUAGGAAAGAAGCGCGUCGACGACGGGAUAAAACUAUUGGAACCAAAGCCAUUUAAUCUCCAGGUCCACUUGAAGCAUCUGUGUUGAAGAUAAUCUGCUGCAUUGCGGCACACUGUUGAAUUGUGAUGAGGACUGAAGUUUUUCUAAAAGUUGGAUUAAAAGAGAACGAGAAUAUAUGAUAACGCCACUUCAGUGAACGACCACUUCACUGAUAUGGUGCAAAAAUGCGCAAUGUGUGCAUAUAUGAGAUUAGGUUAGGAGCAAAUAAAUUCGGAUU
This is a messenger RNA of Anopheles cruzii, 1216 nucleotides long. Its product is annotated as protein CREG1-like. Bases 36 to 836 code for a protein of 266 amino acids. The record is from RefSeq and is a predicted model, not a curated record. Lineage: Eukaryota; Metazoa; Arthropoda; Insecta; Diptera; Culicidae. The transcript is spliced from 3 exons.